CAAAGCACGAGUGCCCGUGGACUCGCCACCGCGUUCGACCGCCGCGUUCUUCGACCGGCUGCCAUCGAGUUAGCUCCAAAGUUUCCGCGGCAUCCGCACAAGUUGAAUUUCAAAUCGGUUCGCCUCCGCUUGGUUCAACGGCGUCCCAGUGUGGCGAUUGGUUCCGCGGAAACCGCAGGUUGAACGCGAAUCGCGCAAGAGUGACAAUUCCGCGUCCGUCGCUGGGCGGAAAAACCGCAUCCUGAGAUAUUGGUCCGGACAGUCAUCGGCGUCGUCACGCCGCGCAGACAUCGCCUGGAAGUGGCUUACCAAGCUCAGCGCCUCAGAAAGAGGACUGUUCAGAGUGAAGUGAAUCGCGUAGGACAAAUAGUGCGGAGGAUACGGAGACUCGUUUGUGCGUCGAUUGACACGGGGGAAAAGUGACGAGGUCAGUGGGUUGAUCGCCUGGCGUCGACGGACACCGCCGCGGUGCCGAGGCCGGUGCCGUCCGCCGGACGAUUAGGCCUAAUUAAUCGGACGGACGCGGAGUUCGGCGAGAAAACGCGGCUUCACGCCGGCUCAGGGCGAAGUGGUUUCGGCCGGCGCGGAUUCCCGGGUUCUGAUAGCCGUCGGAUUAAUGUACUUGCUUCGGGAGGAUGAUGAUGAUGGACAUGGGCAUGUACGGGACCUACGGCAAGCCUGACUCCUAUCCGAACUACGGUUUCGCCGGACAAACGGGCCACCAGCCCGCCGCUCACGGGCCGCUUCCGCAGUCCCCCGAGCUCGCGACUACCCAUUAUUAUCCCCAGACCGCGGUCGCCCCGUAUUCAUCCUCGUCUUCGGAGCCCUUUCUACCCUCCGGGGAGUCUGGGCCGUCCAGCACUCCACCCCAGGGCUUCUACUCGCCGACGGGUGCCGUCCUCCACGAGGACGGGACCGCCAUUAUAUCCUCGGAGAACGGGCUCAGCUACACCAACCUCGACUAUGCCUCCUACCCUGCUCAGCACCCCGGCUGUCUUCCGAACGCCGACCCGCACCACCCCCAGACUUACCACAUCCAACCGACCGGGUACAGGGAAGAUCCGCCGGGCCUCCACCAACCCGUUCCCGUUGUCCAGGCCCAUCAGCACCCCGAGCACGAGCAGAUCCAUCAUCAGCAAUCUAGUCAUCACGAGGUCGACUACCAGAUCACUCUCGGUGGAUCCUCCAACUACCUUCACCAGCUCCCCGAGGACGCUCUACACUAUGGCCAGUCCUCCAUCCACCAGUCGGAGUAUCCCGGUCAUCCCGCUGCUCACUACAAGGAAGAAACUCCCGACCCCACAGGAUAUCACUCGAUUCAGCAGUCCGCACACCAGCACCACUCCCACCAUCCUCUCGGACAUCCACAUACGCACCAUCACCAGCAUCCCCAUGGCCACUCACAUCCACAGCAACAGCAGCAGCAACAGCAACAACAACAGCAAGCUCAGGUGCCCACCUAUAAAUGGAUGCAAGUUAAGAGAAACGUGCCAAAACCAGUGGCGCCAAAGACGAACCCCCCCGGUAACGAAUUCGUCGGCAGCGCGGUGGGCACCUCGGGAACGACGGUAUACGCGACUUCGGCAACGGGGGCAGUGAGCUGCCUGAGCAGUGGCACCCUGGCUGGGAUCCCGGGUGGCUUCAACAACACGGGUCGCACGAACUUCACGAACAAGCAGCUGACCGAGCUCGAGAAGGAGUUCCACUUCAACAAGUACCUGACGAGGGCGAGGCGGAUCGAGAUCGCCUCGGCGUUGCAGCUCAACGAAACGCAGGUGAAAAUCUGGUUCCAGAACAGGAGGAUGAAGCAGAAGAAGCGGAUGAAGGAGGGCCUCAUUCCGUCGGACAACGCUGCCACUUCCGGUCAGCUUAAUCAGCUCGGUCAAUUGAGCGGGGCACGAAGCAGCAGCAGUUCGCCAACCGGGUCGAACCUCGAAGUGGCUGGUAUCGGACUGGCCAAUUUCACCAGCGACAACAGCAGGGAAUCCCCGAAUUCUUCUUCCAAGGAAUGAGCCGCUGCCCCCGCGUCAUUCUGGGCCGUUUGAAUAUUGAAGCGGCGUUUUUGCCGACACCGAAAAGGGGUGAAACGGAAAAAGUGGAAAGAUUUCGAAGAUCGUGCGAUGCGUUGUUUUUCGGACCUCUUCUUGACCCCGCAGUGACACGUGGUGUUGAGCUUCGAA
Messenger RNA from Diprion similis, 2180 nucleotides. Its product is annotated as homeotic protein labial. The transcript has 2 exons. Gene Ontology annotation, biological process: regulation of transcription by RNA polymerase II. Gene Ontology annotation, cellular component: nucleus. The coding region runs from base 636 to 2012 and encodes 458 amino acids. The record is from RefSeq and is a predicted model, not a curated record. Gene Ontology annotation, molecular function: DNA-binding transcription factor activity, RNA polymerase II-specific; RNA polymerase II cis-regulatory region sequence-specific DNA binding. Lineage: Eukaryota; Metazoa; Arthropoda; Insecta; Hymenoptera; Diprionidae.